AUGGAGGAGGAGCUGUGCUAUUCACAGCAGCAGCCAAGGCACAGCUUGGCCGAGCUGGAUGGGCAGUACCGGGAGAUGUUCAGCCAAUGGGAGCACUCAAAAGAGGCCCAGGCCCAGCUGACGGACGAGCUGCAAGCCAAUCAGAGUCAGCUGAGAGAGAGCCAGGCCAAAGCAGACUCAUUCUCACCCAGACCGGAGCACCUCAGCCUUCUGUCUGACAACCAGCAGCUGCAGAAGCGCUGCUCUGACCAAGUGCAACAUCUGGCGGAGGCUGAGAGAGCUAUCCUUCAGAUAAGGACUAAGCUGGAGACACAGUCGAAGGAGAAAGCCGAGGUGGAGCGAGGUCUGGUCGAGGCCCACCACAACCACCUGACCACUUGCAGACAGCAGGAACAGGAAGUGACCAAGCUUGAAAAGGAAGUGACACGCUUGAAGCUGGAGCUCACUGACAGCCAGAGAAACAGGGCCCACCAGGAGCAGAUGUUGGAGGAGCUCCAGCGGGUGUCGGCGGAGCCGCUGAGGGCGGCCCGGCAGGAGGCAGAGCGGCUGGGCCUGGAGGCCGAGGCGGGCCGGGCGGAGGUCCAGAGGCUCCAGGAGGCCCUGCAGAGGGGGGAGGGCGCAGCCCAGGAGAGCCAGGGACUGAGGGCCCGCGCCAGGCAGCUGACCAAGGAGCUGGAGGAGCUGCGAGGCCAGCACCGACAGACAGUUGAGGAGUUGUCUGUCCGUGCCGAGGAGGAGGCGCGGAGAACGGGGCGCCGCCGGAGCGAGGGAAGAUGGAGGAGGAGAGGAGAAGGUCAGAAGUGGACAGACUGCAGAGGGAGCUGGUAGCGGUAUCAGAUGCUCUCCAGCAGGCAGUGGGAAUGAGACUCAAAGCCCAGAGAGAGAGACAGGACGUCCUGGACCAGGGGGACGCCCUGCGUCUGGAGCUGGAGGUGGCGCGCUCCGACAACGCACGGCUCCGCCUCGAGAGCCAGCUGCUGCUGGCCAACGCCAACCGAUGGAUGAGCGAGCACAGGUCCUCUAACGACAGCCUCAGCACCCAGAUGAAGGACCAGCACAAGAUGCUCGUCACCCUCACCCAGGAGAAGGAGUGAGUCGCUCUGUUGUGAGCACAUUUCAUUAUGUGUGAGUGUGUGUGUGAGUGUGUGUGUGUGUCU
Messenger RNA from Gadus morhua (Atlantic cod), 1157 nucleotides. RefSeq names its product eukaryotic translation initiation factor 3 subunit A-like. The transcript is spliced from 10 exons. Lineage: Eukaryota; Metazoa; Chordata; Actinopteri; Gadiformes; Gadidae. The coding region runs from base 1 to 828 and encodes 275 amino acids. The record is from RefSeq and is a predicted model, not a curated record.